CCACAUAUUUGGUACGGGUCGGCCGGACGUCGUCCAAUUGGAGCUCCGGCAACAGCAACCUCCAGCACCACCGUGCAUCUGACAAAAAAUAUUGCAAAUCUCCGCUACGAGCAGAUGGUGGAUUUCAAGGAGAAGGUGGUGACGGUGGCGGGCAGCGUGGAGGAGCUCACAGUGGAGGAGUGUAACCUGCUCUCCGUCGCGUACAAGAACGUGAUCGGCGCUCGGCGCGCCUCGUGGCACAUCAUCUCCUCCAUUGAGCAGAAGGAGGAGAUCCGUGGCAACGAGGACCAUGUGGCAUCAAUCAAGGAGUACAGAUCUAAGAUCGAAGCAGAACUGACAUCGAUCUGCAAAGGCAUCCUCAAUCUCCUCGAUUCUACUCUCAUCGACUCCGCUUCUUCCAGCGACUCUAAGAUCUUCUAUUUGAAAAUGAAGGGAGAUUAUCACCGCUACUUGGCUGAGUUCAAAACCGGAGCCGAUAGGAAAGAGGCUGCGGAGAACACUCUCUCCGCUUACAAAGCGGCUCAGGACAUUGUCGUUGCAGAACUAGCUCCCACGCAUCCAAUCAGACUUGGCUUGGCUCUCAACUUCUCUGUAUUCUACUACGAGAUCUUAAAUUCUCCUGAUCGCGCUUGUAAUCUGGCCAAACAGGCCUUUGAUGAAGCCAUUGUCGAGCUUGAUACUCUUGGAGAGGAGUCCUAUAAGGAUAGCACUCUCAUUAUGCAGCUCCUUCGUGUUAAUCUCACUCUGCUAACAACAAACUCCGAGCCGAGUAACAGCAAACAGCAACCUCCACCACCACAGUGCAUUUGCUAACAGCAAACUCCGAGCCAGAAUAACAGCAACGGCGCCGGCGACGCCGAUAAGAAUGGCAACUCCAAGAGCUCUGCUAAAGACAACGUCGUUGCAGACGAGCUGCCCAAGCGGAAAUUUAAGUAUAUUCCGGUAAUUUUCUGGCAAUUCAGUUUUAGUUCCAAACUCUACCUGUGUAUAGUGUGCCGCCAUGGCCGUGCUGCUCAAUUUUAGCAGAUGCACAGUGUGCCGCCAUGGCCGUGCUGCUCAAUUUAGAGGCAAAGAAAAACUAAGAAAUUGAACGCUUUUCAUCAGAUGCACGGUGGUGGUGGAGGUUGCUGUUGCCGGAGCUCGGCGGCAACACGUGGACCCACUUCUUCCUCCAUUCCUUUGGUGGUGGAGGUUGCUGUUGCAGGAGCAAUUCAACCAUUAAGGCGCAGGAACUCCUAGAAGCAACAAAAACUAAAAAAAAUAAACAAAAAACAAUUAUUAAUGCCAUGUCAUCAGCCUGGUCAGCAAUCAACCGGAAGAAAGGGAUG
Molecule: messenger RNA, 1328 nt
Organism: Ipomoea triloba (trilobed morning glory)
Lineage: Eukaryota; Viridiplantae; Streptophyta; Magnoliopsida; Solanales; Convolvulaceae
Product: 14-3-3-like protein 16R
Exons: 3
Coding region: 115-813 (232 amino acids)
Biological process (GO): signal transduction
Cellular component (GO): cytoplasm
Source: RefSeq, a predicted model, not a curated record